This is a messenger RNA of Scatophagus argus, 2249 nucleotides long. It is a transcript of the gene klf11b, whose product is annotated as Kruppel-like factor 11b. Bases 180 to 1754 code for a protein of 524 amino acids. Gene Ontology annotation, biological process: regulation of transcription by RNA polymerase II. Gene Ontology annotation, molecular function: RNA polymerase II cis-regulatory region sequence-specific DNA binding; DNA-binding transcription factor activity, RNA polymerase II-specific. The record is from RefSeq and is a predicted model, not a curated record. The transcript is spliced from 4 exons. NCBI's taxonomy places the organism in Eukaryota, Metazoa, Chordata, Actinopteri, Scatophagidae.
CCUUUUUUUUUCCCUCCUCCCCAUGUUUUACACACACAGCUGAGAGAAAAGGGAGCCAGUCAGAGAAAAAACGACCUCAACCCUACGCCAGUACAGGCAGCAGCACUGGCAACCGCCGUCUCUUUGUUCUGUACUGGCUUUGACAACAAAAAAGUGAUAUUUAGAUAUUUUAAUCUUCAAUGCCAUCGCGAAAAUUUACAGAGAUGGACUCAAACGGGGCUGAGUACAUGGAUCACUGUGGGUCCUACGCAAAGAGAAGGAGGCAUGACAGCGAGCAGUCUGUCUCUAGUGGAGCCUCUGGCCUUGAGUACACAGACCUGGAGGCAGCUGAAGCGUUGGUGUGUAUGAGUUCUUGGGGCCAGGGCCACUUACUCAGCAGCAACAGACCAAACCCUUGCAAGGCCAGACCCCUCACCCCGGCUUCAGACUCCUGUGACUCCCUCUUGCCCUCAGAAAUUCCCGAGCCCCCAAAGGACUUUGUCUCCCUCUCUUCCUUGUGUAUGACUCCCCCUCACAGCCCCAGCUGUGUUGAGACUUCAGCAGUCCAGCCAAGCUCUGGCCUGGCUGUGUCCUCACAACACUGUGGUUCCGGGCUCCAUCAGCCUGUCCUUGCACCCAUUGCCGAAAAGACCCCCUCCAUACCCCGUCUGCCACAGCCCUGCAGAGCCAUGGCGACCAGCGUCAUCCGCCACACCGCAGACAGCACCCCCUGCCAGCAGCACAUUCCAGUGGCCCCCAAUCCAGAGAAAACUAGAGACAGAGUAAUGGCUGCAGUGGUCUGCCAGCAGCAGCAGCAGUGCAUUACAAAGACUGAUCAGAUAAGCACACCUCCAUCCCCUCCUGCUCCUCUCACACCCACAUCACCCCAAUCAAAAACAGAGCAGCAAGCCAGUCUCUCAAAAUCUUGUUUGGACAGUUUCUCCACACCUACUCAUGUCAAAGCCCAACCAAGCCAAAACAGUCCACCCACUCCCACUGCUCCCACAACCCUGACCCCACCCUCGGUCACUAGCCCUCAAAUCAUCUGCCAGAUGUUCCCUGUCAGCAGCCAGUCAGGCAUAAUCUCAGCCUUCAUCCCCGGUGCGGUUCAGACAUCCAGUACUGGGAUUCAGGCUGCCACCACAUCCAUUCUUCCCUCAGCUAACGCCGCGUCUGUCCAGCAGUCCCUCAUUGUGGGUUCAGCGGUGCCCCAGGGCACAGUGAUGCUGGUUCUCCCUCAGUCCUCCGUCUCUCAAGCCCCUCACUGCCCCCAGACUGUCAUGACACUGGGCAACACCAAGCUGCUACCUCUGGCCCCAGCUCCUGUGUACAUGCCAGCAGGGCCCAGCAGCGGGACAGCAACCGCAAAGAUGGACUUUUCACGCAGGAGAAACUACGUUUGCAACUUCCCAGGCUGUAGGAAGACGUAUUUUAAGAGCUCACACCUCAAGGCUCACCUAAGAACACACACAGGUGAGAAACCCUUCAGCUGCAGCUGGGACGGCUGUGAUAAGAGGUUUGCCCGCUCUGAUGAGCUAUCCCGUCACCGGCGAACACACACCGGCGAGAAGAAAUUUGUUUGUCCCGUGUGCGACAGGAGAUUCAUGCGCAGCGAUCACCUCACCAAACAUGCUCGACGUCACAUGACCACAAAGAAAAUUCCCUCCUGGCAGGCUGAUGUUCGCAGCCUGAACAAAAUGGCUGCAGGAAAAACACCUCCCUCAAAACCUGGCCUUGCCACGCUAAGCAUGCUGGUGCCUGCCGGUUCAAAGUAGACAAUAAACACUGCCAUCCUACCCACUCCCAAGACAUCACAGGGAGCAGCCAAGCACGCAAGGCUGCUGCUAUUUUACUCAUGGGAAUAAUAGAAAAAAACAUGCACUGGACUCUUUUAUUGCUCUCAACGGCUCAUUUGUACAUGUAUUUUUUUCUCUAAAGGAUACUUUUGUUUACUUUGAUAUAACUGAUAAUAUGUAUGCACCCUCGCCAAAGCCUUUGUAUGAAGUCUGUCUUAUUCGUCCCCCUCCCCCUUCCCUUGAUCAGCAGCAUCAAAACACUCUGGUAUACAUAUGUGUCUAUGUGAAUGUAUUGUAUGUUGUAUUAUGAAAUGCAUUUAUUUGUUAUAUUUGGAAAAAUGUUAACAUUGAAAAAAACAUGUAAAUAUGAAUAUUAAUUGUCAGUACUAUGAUUAUACCUUGAUUAUAUCUCCCUGUCUAACUUUUCAUAUUAUUUAAUACGUAUUUGUAAUAAAGAAAAGAUUCAAUGUUUAA